Messenger RNA from Saccostrea cuccullata (small rock oyster), 1375 nucleotides. RefSeq names its product adhesion G protein-coupled receptor E2-like. The record is from RefSeq and is a predicted model, not a curated record. The transcript has 11 exons. Gene Ontology annotation, molecular function: calcium ion binding. Lineage: Eukaryota; Metazoa; Mollusca; Bivalvia; Ostreida; Ostreidae. The coding region runs from base 85 to 1311 and encodes 408 amino acids.
UGUAGCGACAUCUGGUAGCCUUAGCGAUCUAGCCGCGCAGUCCUCAACACGGACUACGGAUCUGCUAAUAAUCAUACCUGGAAGAUGAAGCCUCUGGUGAUUCUAGCCUCCCUUUUAGCUUCUUCUUUUGCCGUGCAUCUGAGCCACGACUUAUCCCUCCAUAGUGAAAAUCUAGUGCGCAUGUUCAGUGAUUAUCUAUUACGGGAUGACCAACUUCAAAGGCAAAGCAGAGAUGUGGAAUUCAAUGGAAUUAAUGAAGAGUUUAAACUGAUUCGCAGAGCCUCCUCCCCAUCCUACAAAGUACAAAACUUUGCAAUAUGGUAUGAACCAGCGUCAGGAAUGCGGCUUUGUGAAACAAACAAUACCAUUGUUUUUAAACAAUGCAUCGAUACAUCCAGCAACUGCAAGUAUCUGAACAGUACUCUUCAAAUAUGCCAAAAACCGGAAGCAGCAAAGAAUCUUGGGUGUCUGAAAACAUGCCAGCUCUGUAAUCAUGUAGAUAAAUGUGAAACGGGUGAACACAACUGCAACCGUUUGGCCGAAUGUAAAGCAAACGGUGACAAUUUUCAAUGUACCUGUAAGAAAGGCUACGAAGGGGAUGGUGUGAAAUCAUGCACGGACAUAAACGAAUGCACCACUAACACUCACAAUUGUGAAGCAGAUCAGACAUGCAAAAAUACUGAAGGAGGAUUUAGAUGUAGUUCCCUGGCGCAGGAAUCAGAACCUGUAAAAACGUGUACCUCAGGCUACACUGCUCAAAACGGAAAAUGUGAAGAUGUAGACGAAUGCAAGGAUCCCAAGCUAAAUAAUUGUCACAAGGAUGCCCUUUGUUCAAACACUGACGGAAGUUUUAAAUGUCAAUGUAAAACGGGAUUUAUCGGAACUGGAACCGUUUGUAUUGAUAAUGACGAGUGUAAAGGUAAGAAUGACUGUUCCUCGUACGCUACCUGUACUAACACUGCCGGCUCCUAUACAUGUAGAUGUCGUGUAGGCUUCAGAGGAAACGGGAAAUCUUGUCAAGAUGUUGACGAAUGUUCAAAGGGAGAACGCAAUAACUGUAACAAACUGGCUUCCUGUAAGAACUCCAUUGGUUCCUACAAGUGCACGUGUCCUAAAGGGUACUAUGGGGAUGGAUCCUACUGCAACGAUAUCAAUGAAUGCAGCCGGCGAUCUACAAACAAAUGUCACCGCAGAGCUAAGUGUACCAACACACCAGGCUCCUACAAAUGUGCUUGUCAAAAUGGCUAUACGGGAGACGGUGUCACAAAAUGCAACCGAAAACAGAAAGUCAAGUGGAGUUGGUGGGGUUAAAACAAAUACCGUUUGUGUUGUAUCCACGAUGUAUGACCUUAACUAAUACAUAUUACUAUAUGUU